This is a messenger RNA of Vicugna pacos (alpaca), 3982 nucleotides long. NCBI's taxonomy places the organism in Eukaryota, Metazoa, Chordata, Mammalia, Artiodactyla, Camelidae. The record is from RefSeq and is a predicted model, not a curated record.
AUGUCACUCAUCGGUGGAUUCCAGAAGAGCAAGGAGGCUCUUGGCUCUCCAGCACCAUCGUUCACCCUUAGCCAGAUAUCCGACUUCCAGUACGAGUCUCAGCUGUUUACCGAGCCACACCUGGCAGAGAUGGAGAAAACGUUUGAGAAUGCAGUUGACUCGACUGGAAGAGCCCUGGACAUCAAGGCUUUCACUAAGGCUGUGAAGAAGAUUCUGAGCAAUGUGUUAGAUGAGAUGCUGGAGGCGCUGUUUUUGAAGGUGGACAUAAACUGUAAGGGCUCCGUUACCUGGCAGGAGUACGUGGAUUAUGUGAUAUGCGAGUUCCGAGCGAAGGAGAAGAUGAUGAGGAGCCACCGCCUGCGCUUCCACCUUCCCAUGAGGAUCAUCCCCCUGAAUCACGGGUGUGAGAUUGUGAAAGUAGAGUUUCUAGUCCAGCAGCUCAGGAAGAUUGGGCGUUUCCUGACUGUCACCAAGGAUGGGAUCCUGCAGUUAUGGUCGGAGUCCUUCUCGCUGACCAGCUCUUUCAGGCUUUACCAGAUCCAGCCACUCCACAGCCAGCAGAUGCGGGUCAUCGACAUGGUGUGUCUCCACAACUUGAACCUGGUUGCGAUCGUGUCAACUGACCAGAAGAUAGAGUUCUUUGAUAUCAGUAACCAUAGAUGUGUCCGGGCCUUCACCUUCAUUGAUCUGGACAGCUGCGUCCUGACCAUGGAUUACUGGUCUGACUACCACAGAGCCGUGUUCUGCUAUGGGGACACCAAAGGCAAUGUCAUUGUCUUCACCUCCGACGAUGUGACCAAUGGGCUGUUCAACCCCUGAAUCCUCCCCAGGACCUCCAAAUGGGAUCACUGGACCAACGUUUCCAUGCAGAAGCUCUUGCAUGAGAAGUCCCCUAUGCAUAGAAGUUACCGGCUGAAGGCUCUCCACCCCAACUGGUGUCAACGGGUCAAGUUCAUCCCCCAGCUGAACCUGGUGGCCUCCUGUUCAGCCAUCAGCAGGUCCUCUCUGGUGCUGACAAUAUUGCCGUCCAAAGCCCCAGAGAGCCUCAGGUUUUCAGUGCUGAAUUUAAGAAAAGGGAUUCUUUGCUUUGAUUACUGCCCAGAAAAGAACAUCCUAGUGACUGGGGGCUAUGACCCCCUUAUCUGCCUGUGGAAUCCCUUCUUCUCGAAAAAGCCUGUGUGGCUGAUGAAGGGGCAUAAGACCUCGGUGACGCACAUCCUCGUGAGCAGCAAGAGCAGCAGCAUCCUCCUCAGCAUCUCCAAGGACAAGAAUAUUCGCAUGUGGGACAUGCAGGACUACGAAUGCCUCCAGUCCUUCUGUGGGAAGCUGUUCGCCCUGGGACACUGCCCCAUCACCAGCGCCUACUUCCACAGGGAUGACAACAGCCUCAUCUGCAGCACCUACUCGGUUGGCAUCCUAAAAGGAUACGUAGAGACCCAGGGGCCUGGGAGACCAGAGGAGAAGACCACGACGUACAGUGCACCCCUGUGCGCUGUCCUCUACAGCAAGGUUUUCAAGCAGGUGGUGAGCGGCUGCCUGAGCAGCGUGGUGAGUGUGUGGGAGGUCGUGACAGGCAGGAGGAUGACGGAGUUCUCUGUGACUGAUGACCAGCAUGUGGAGCUGACUGCCAUGUCCCUGGAUGAGUCAGAGGGGUGCCUGCUCACGGGUCUGCGGGAUGGCACCAUUAAGAUGUGGAACUACAGCGUUGGCGAAUGCCUGUUGACCUUCCCCAACCCGGACCAGAUGGAGACCAGUGGGAUUGUCCGUAUGAACAAAGUGUUCUAUGUGACCGGAUGGAGUAAGAGAAUCACUUAUUUCAUGUUCCACAAGACCAAGCCGGUGCUCUUGUGCUACCACUGGCAGACCUUCCACACAGAGGAUGUCCUGAGCAUGGCCAAGUACCAUAACCAGUUCCUCGGGACCUCCUCCUACAACGGCGAUAUCCUCUUCUGGAACGCCAGCAUGUUCAAGCCCGUUCUCAAUUUCAGUGCCUCUCGGAGCCCCUUGCCCUUGCUGCCCAAGAGGGUGCAGGAUGUGGAUGACUGCUUGACUGAGAGCCACGGGGCCAGCAAGCCCUGUGUGGAGCAGAAGUGGGCGCACAAAACCCACACGGAGCCCCCGGGCCCCGGCUCCAGGUGCGCCAACACUCACCUGAGGCGGAACCUGAUGUCGGCACCCCCGGUGGUGAGACACCAGAGGGACAAGGAACCAGCCCCCCCUGCACCCCUGUAGAAGCCUCUCAGCGCCUACAGCCUCAAACAGUCAAGAACACCCCAUGACAGACUGUCACUUGUCAGAGAGGAUGAAAAGAGAAAAGCAGACUUCCAGAGGAAGAUGUUGCUGCAGUCCAGCGCAUCAGUAGAGAAGAUAAUCUUCUUUCAGACCAGACCUCACCUGCCACACACGGCUGCCCUGCUGAGCAGCUGCAUGGACGGCGACAUCUAUGCCUGGUCCAUCCACGGCAGUGGAGGCCUGCUGGGGAAGUUCCCUGUGGACUUUGAAGAGAAAAGGGACGUGGUUGUGGGCGCCAUGGCCACUGAGAACGACUGGAUUCUUGUCACAGGGAAUUGUCAGGGACACAUCAAGAUCUGGGACAUCAAGGAUUACUGCACAUUUUCCGACAAGCAACCAACCCAUCCCAGUAGAACAAAUGGGUUUCAGUUCUUAAUUCCACAGAUUCAGACCAGCCUCCCAUACAACAUUCCAUCGGAGGAGGAGAAGGUUGUGGCUGGCCAGACAAUUUCUCUGGUUCCGCCCAAGCUUCUGAUUACCUGGAAGGGCCAUCUGGAGAGUGUGGCAGACAUCCUGUAUGUGGACAGCUUCCAGCUGAUCAUCAGUGCUGGCCAGGACCGGGACGUCAAGGCUUGGAAACUCUCUGGUGAUGCCAUUGGGACGUUUGGCCUCAGUGUUUGGAAAACGCUGCAGGAUGCCCCGACAAUCAGUGAUCAGGAACUGAAAAAAAGCUCAAAGGAGGAGGGUGACUUCAUAGGCGCUACCCAGAAGGCCUUCCAUCUAGAUCUGGAGGAGGAGCGGGAUCUUGCUGAGGCCCUGAUGUACCAGCGGCGGGAGCAGGUGGCCCUCAUGUCUCUCCUGAAUGGGAAGGCAGACACGGAGGCUGAGGCUUGAGCCAGACUGCAGAAGAUAACCUUGAUGUCCCCAUGGGCUGGAGAGCGCUCCCCGGAAGACAUUGAGAAUAGCUGGCACAAGUGGGAGUGCAAGGGCAAGCAGGUGAGGCAAAGUCAUGGAGCAGCAUACAAGCCCAAGGAGCGGACACGGAGUCCCGGCCUCCUGUUCACCAACGUGCAGUACGGCUGGAUGAAGCCCCAGAUCUCACCUCAGAUCUACCAGAGCCUGCACUUCAAUGAACUGGUGCCCAUCCAUCAGCCUGACUUCGUGAUGCACAAGGUCGCAGACCAGCAGGGCCGCCUUGCCCUCCUGGCAACCCAGCGCAUCCAGAAAGACCUGGACCCCGGCAGGGAGAUGGUGCCCGACAGCGCGGCCAUCACCCCCACUGCCGUGGCCUCCUCUCCUGGCUCGCUCUCUCUGUCAGCCUCAGACUCCAGCUUCCUGGAGUCUGCCUUGUCCACCAGCCCCAGCCCCAGCACCCCCAGUCCUUGCUACAGCCUUUGUCAGCCCCCAAGCCCAGUCAGCCCCCGCAGUCCUAGUGCAGGUACCCUGGUACCUCCUGCAGAGGUCGGCGGCCCAUGGGCCCGUCGCCUCUUCCCUCAAGCUGCUCUCCAGGCCUCUGAAGGCCAGCCUUUCAUUCUUUGUGAAGAAGGACUCCCACAUCAGGCUCUGAGGUGGCCCACUCCUCUCCCCAGGCCUCCAGCAGUGCCACCAGGCCCAUGGGGUCCUAUCUGUCCCUGGCUUACCCUGCCAGGUCCAGAAGAUACAGACCUUCCCCUGGCUAUCCUCACUCUGCCUGUCUGGUGAAGCUGACCCUCACCAGAAUCCUAGAGAAGAAAAUAAAUGUUCUCAGAUG